Molecule: messenger RNA, 1665 nt
Organism: Colletotrichum abscissum
Lineage: Eukaryota; Fungi; Ascomycota; Sordariomycetes; Glomerellales; Glomerellaceae
Exons: 2
Coding region: 1-1665 (554 amino acids)
Biological process (GO): glycoside catabolic process; oligosaccharide metabolic process
Cellular component (GO): cytoplasm
Molecular function (GO): alpha-galactosidase activity
Source: RefSeq, a predicted model, not a curated record
AUGGGCAUCUCAAGCUUCCUCCUCCUCGGCCUCGGGGGCGCCUCUCUGGCCGCGAGUCAGUCUUUCCAGUCGACGCCCGUCAUGGGAUGGAAUUCGUACAACCAGGUCGCCUGCAGCCCGACCAAUGCCGGUAUCACAGCCGCCAUCAAUUCUAUGGCUGACCGAGGCUUCGUCACCGCGGGCUACAAGUACUUCCAGGUCGACUGCGGUUGGGCAUCCAGAGACGGCCAGCGAAAUGCUACAACGGGCGCGUUGAAGAUCGACGCCACCGCGUUUCCUCAGGGUCUCAAGCCCUUGAGCGAUCUCGCGAGGUCCAAAGGCAUGAAAUGGACCAUGUACUCUGACGCCGGCGUGCGCAUGUGUGACACCCAGGUCCCGAGUCCUGUCGCGGGCUCACUCGGUCACGAAGCCGCCGACGCCGACUUUUUCAAGACACUCAACACAGAGUAUCUUAAGUAUGACAAUUGCUAUGUGGACGGUCCCAACUCAUCGCAGAAUGCGCCCAAAGACCCGCGAACCGAUUUUGUAUCGCGUUUCACCGUCAUGUGGAAAGAACUUCAACGGGUCGGCAUUCCGGGCAUGCUGAUCUGCCAAUGGGGAACCCCCUAUUCGGCUUCCAGCGGCCUCCAAGGGCCCGCACAAUGGACGAAGGGCAUCUCGACCUCGUUCCGACUGUCAGACGACAUUGCCACGGGCUGGAGCAACGUUUACCGAAUCUACAACCAAGCUAUUCACAUUGUCAAGUCCGGCAUCGUCGGGCCGGGCAACAUCGCUGAUGCUGACCUUCUCGAAGUCGGCAACACUGGCAUGACUUUUGACGAGCAAGCCACUCACUUUGCGUCCUGGGCCAUGCUCAAGUCUGCGCUUAUGAUUUCCACCAAUCUUGCCGCUCUCUCUGAUCAGGCCGUUGCCGUCUUGCAAAACAAGGAUCUUAUCGCCAUCAACCAGGACUCAGCCGUCAAGCCCAUCAAGCUAGUUCAGCGCUGGACAGGAAAUCGCGACCUCUGGGCCGGUGACCUCGCCAACGGAGAUGUCGCCGUCCUUGUCGUCGACCUGAGCAAUGCGGCCCGCACGCUGACUGUCCAGCUCGCCGAUCUCGGCAUCACCUCCGCCACGGUCAAGGACCUCUGGACGUCAAAGUCGGUCACCAACGCCAACAGCUACUCUGCGCAAGUCAACGCUCACGGUUCCCUCGCACUUCGCCUCUCCAACAUCCAGCGCUCAACCGCCGCCGGCCCGAAGUACAACUACGUCUCCGUCGCCACCGGCUCGCUGUCAUCCGGCGCGAACCUGCAGUCCUGCUCCGGCUGCACGUCCUCUAACAAGGUCGGCAACCUCGGCGGCUCCUCCAACGGCCGCGUUGUGCUGUCCAACGUCUCGACGUCAAAGGCCGGCACGCAGACCGUCCUGUUCGACUACAUCAACGGUGACGUCGGGUACCUGGGAGGCAGCAACAACGAGAGGCUGGCGUCCAUCAGUGUCAACGGGGGCGCCGCGCAGACGGUCAGCUUUCCUCUCAGCGGGUACAACUGGUCCGCAGAUGUUUUCAAGGGAUACGCAGUUGAGUUGACAGGUUUCACCGCCGGCGGCGCCAACACCAUUAGCAUUUCGGGCGUGGAAAGUGCUUGGGCACCGGACUUUGACCGGGUAGGCUUAGCUGCGUAG